Messenger RNA from Cladophialophora immunda, 1585 nucleotides. RefSeq lists its product as uncharacterized. NCBI's taxonomy places the organism in Eukaryota, Fungi, Ascomycota, Eurotiomycetes, Chaetothyriales, Herpotrichiellaceae. The record is from RefSeq and is a predicted model, not a curated record. The transcript has a single exon. The coding region runs from base 419 to 1264 and encodes 281 amino acids.
CCUCCCGUUACUCAUAAAAGCAAUAGCUCAAGUGCUCCGAUCGACAAGGAUACUCAGGAGCUGUCGGGGAGUGAAGCUUAAAAAAUCCCCCAUUGGGCAUCUCAUCGCAUGCCUGGCGGGUUGCUUCGGAGAGGGAGAGCAAAGGGAGGAGCCCACAUACCGCCCACAACCUCCAACAAGCAUCAGCAGCGCCAAACAAAUGGUGCAAAUGCGUAUUUGAUUAGAUAAGGAGAUCCACGCCUGUGUGACUGUGGUGACUGAUAUUUCCAAUCUCUUUCUCUUCGCCCUCAAUCCGACGUACUCCGCAAAUCCAAGCGCGACCGUUCACUCGGCGUUCUCACUUGUGGUCAACUGUCCCGCGUUGAAUGCACCGGCCCCCUCCAGCCAGCCGAACGAGAAGAGGUGGACAACUGCGAGCAUGGCGACUGAAUCAAACCCUGGCCGCCUCGCGGGCAAAAAUGCAAUCAUCACUGGUGCAGCCGGUGGAAUAGGGCUGGAGACAACGAUUCUCUUCGCCAGAGAAGGCGCCUCUGUCCUCAUGGCCGACAUUUCUGAACCAGCCCUUGAAAGGGCCGUCGCCAAAGUCAAGGAACUCGUCCCUAACCCUCCUCGGUUGGAGACCAUCAAAUGCGAUGUAUCCAAGGAAUCUGACGUCCAGGCAGCAGUCGAAUCCCAAGACCAACACGGCGGCAUCGACAUCAUGUUCAAUAACGCCGGGAUCAUGCAUGCCCAGGAUGACGACGCCAUCAACACGCCCGAGAAAAUCUGGGACCUGACUCACGCGAUCAAUGUGAAAGGGGUGUGGUACGGAAGCAAGCACGCCGUGCUAUCCAUGCGGAAGCACCAGAAGAAAAGGGGCUCCGUCAUCAACGUCGCAAGUUUCGUCGCCUUGAUGGGCGCAGCAACGCCGCAACUCGCAUACACGGCAUCCAAGGGCGCCGUGCUCGCCAUGACGCGCGAACUCGCCAUCGUCCACGCGCGGGAGAACAUCCGGUUCAAUUCCCUGUGCCCGGGACCGUUGAAUACCCCCUUGCUGCAGGAUUGGCUGGGCGAUGACUUGCAAAAGAGAUACAGGCGAGAGGUGCACUUUCCCAUGGGUCGAUUUGGGGAGGCGGUUGAGCAGGCCCAAGCUGUCCUGUUCUUGGCUAGCGAUGAGAGCAGCUUUGUUAAUGCGACCGAGUUUGUGGUGGAUGGCGGCUUGACAAAGGCAUACGUGACAGGAGAAGGGCCGCCGGCUGCCGCACCAGUAAACAAUGUGCGCUGACAUACCGUCAGGGACGGAAGUUGUUGACGCGAUCCUGCACGCGACCAGCUCGUAUGGAAGGCAGGGCAUAUCAGCGACGGAGCGAGCAGCGGAUUCAAUGGUUUCUUGCAUUGUUAUAGAGUUCAGGGAUAGACCAUGCAACUUGAUAGACGACUUCUGAGGCGCAACAACAUCCAGAUUGAAAGCAGUUACACUUUAUGCGGCGUCUACAUACUGAUCGUAUAGUUGCAUCCCGGUCUCGCGCCACAAAGAGCUGCCGUACGGCCCGUGUCCUGCCACAGGUCGUAGACUUAAUCCCUCGAUGGACUUUAGUUGACAAGA